Sesamum indicum (sesame) is the source of this 787-nucleotide messenger RNA. Its product is annotated as umecyanin. The record is from RefSeq and is a predicted model, not a curated record. Lineage: Eukaryota; Viridiplantae; Streptophyta; Magnoliopsida; Lamiales; Pedaliaceae. Gene Ontology annotation, molecular function: electron transfer activity. Gene Ontology annotation, cellular component: plasma membrane.
AAACAUCAGACCCUACUACUUUCUUCAUCCAUUUAGCAUACAUAUCAAGAAAGAUUUAAAGCAGGGCAGGCAGAGGCGACCUGUUAGAACACAGAGUAUUAUUGGAAAAUGGGCAACAAGCUGGUGCUGAUUGGGUGGUUGAUGGCUGUGGCCACUCUGUUCGCGGGAUGCGCUGCCGAUACGUACACCGUGGGAGAUAAUCUGGGAUGGACUAUUCCUCCGCUGGGGGACGUCGCCUACAGAACCUGGGCCGCCAAGGAAGACUUUGACCUCGGAGACAACAUAAUAUUUAGAUGGAGUGGAACACACGAUGUAGUUCAAGUGACAAAGGAGGGGUACGACAACUGCACUGCAACAAAUACCACUGCUCUAACUCCAAUCCAAACCACUAGUCCUUACACCUUCACUCUCAACUCCACUGCUCCUCACUACUUCAUUUGCACCAUCGAAAACCACUGCCGUCUCGGCCAGAAGGUCACCAUACAAACCGAAGCAUCGGCUGCCGCCCCUGUACUCAAAACUGGUGCCUUGUCCGCUCUUCUCCUAGCCCUGGCUGCCUUCAUCUCUCUGUAGAAUUACUCUUAGUAUAAUGGAUUUUCUAUUAUUGUUUUGAUCGCUUGUUUGUCACAUUUGUUUGAAAUCUUCAACUUCCUCCUGAUAAGCGCUUAGAUGUCUUGUCUUGUAGGUAUUUCCUUGUAUUGUAAAUAAUACAAUCCUACGCUAUAAAUAGGAUUGAUUUUUCUCAUGUAAACUUAUUGGAACCAAUAAAUUAAUAAUUACUUAUAUA